Orbilia oligospora ATCC 24927 is the source of this 1035-nucleotide messenger RNA. RefSeq lists its product as uncharacterized. Gene Ontology annotation, molecular function: oxidoreductase activity, acting on the CH-OH group of donors, NAD or NADP as acceptor. Bases 1 to 1035 code for a protein of 344 amino acids. The transcript has a single exon. The record is from RefSeq and is a predicted model, not a curated record. Lineage: Eukaryota; Fungi; Ascomycota; Orbiliomycetes; Orbiliales; Orbiliaceae.
AUGUCUUCGAAGCCAAUUGUUCUCGUUACUGGUGCUACCGGCUAUAUCGCCGGCUGGGUCGUAAAAUAUUUCCUCGAUGCUGGGUACAGCGUACGCGGGACUUCUCGCAGCAAAACUUCAGCUCAACCUCUUAUCGACACACUCGUCUCUAAAGGCUACUCAGCCUCCGAUAUUGAGAUCUACGAAAUCGCAGAUAUCACUGUCCCUGGCGCUUUCGACGAGGCCGUAAAGGAUGUCCAAGUCAUUACACAUCUCGCCAGUCCAGUUUCUCUAUCUUUCAGUGAUCCCGAUCCGGUCAUCCGAACCGCCGUCGAAGGCUCUAUCUCCGUUCUUCGAUCCGCAAAGGCACAUGGAAACAACUUGAAGACAUUUGUCAACAUGUCCUCCGUCGUUUCUAUCAUUGACCCUAGUUUUAAGGACAAAGUCUUCACCGAAGCCGACUGGAACAACUUUGCCUACCCAACCACCCAGAAACUCGGUACUUCGACUCCAGGAUUUGUCAUCUAUAUGGCUUCAAAGGUCGAGGCCGAAAGAGCAGUAUGGAAAUUCAGAGAUGAAGAGAAGCCUUCUUUCAAUGUCGUCUCUAUCAACCCUGCAUGGGUUUCUGGCCCCCCACUUGUGAUUCCAAAGGACAAAUCCAAGAUCGGUGAAACUACCAAGACCAUCUUUGAUGUUCUUGCGAAUGAAAAGGAACCUUAUCCAUUAGGUGCUCUCCCUACAUACGUCCACGUUUAUGACGUUGCAAGACUCUUUGUCUGGGCAGCUGAGAAUGGAGAUAAAGCCAAUGGCGAGAGAUAUCUUGCCCUGGCUGGUAGGAGCGGUGUUCAACCUAUUCGAGAUAUCUUGACCAAGGCAUACCCGGAGAGAAAUAUUGAUCCUGGACAGCCGGGUGAAGGGUACAGCCCGGACUGGACGUUUUUGCCUGGCGAAAAUUCGUUUGACGUUACUAAGGCGGUAAAGGCGACCGGGCAGGAUUGGAUCAAGUUGGAUCAGAUGGUUUUGGACACCGCAAAGGCUUAUGAGUCCUUGCUCUAG